CAGCAUGGCCGGAGAUGGCGGCGGCGGAGAGGCUCCGGCUUUGCACCCGGGCAGGCUCCUGGGGCAGAAUCGGAAAUUCUUGGACUUCUUUUGGGACAUCGCCAAGCCCGACCAGGAGGUCCGCUUGGCGGCCACCGAGGGCCUGAUCCGCUACUUGCAGGAGAACCAGGAGGAUGAUGAUGCUCUGAAGUACACAUUGAAGCGCCUGAUUGAUGGAUUGGCAGCCACUCGGGAGGCAUCCCGGCCAGGAUUCAGUCUGGCAUUGGCUCAGGUGUUGCAAGUUUUUGAAGAGAUCCCGCUGCGCACAGUCCUGGAACAGAUUCAAGAAAAACACAAUCUUGGCAGAAUAAAGAAAAAACUCUUCAGAAAUGCCCUGUUUGGCAACUUCUUUGGGGUGCUUGCUCUGUUCCAAUCAGGACGCCUUUCAAAGGACUCAAAGGCUCUCCUGGGGUGCGUGCAACUUCUUCAGGGCCUUUCUGAGCAUCAUGCGCACCUGAAAGAUCUCCCCAGGAAGACGUUGGCCGACAUUGUCGCUGAGAUUCCAGAAGGUGUGUUUGAAGAAGUCCUCUUCAGUGCCCUGGAGGAUGACCUCACAUCCGCACUCAGCACCCCAGGGCAGUUAUAUCUCUUGCUCGUGGGUAUCCAGAAGUUCCCAGGCGUUCUCCACCCAGAAAAACUGAAGGACCUCUUGGGGACGGAUGCUGUCAUUACAUCUGAAAAUAUUCCCAAACUGGUGGAGGUUUUGAAAAUGGCUGUGAAGUCAGAGAAGAAGGACAGAACGUUGCCGAGUGUUGGGCUGGACUUGAUGAAGGUUGCCCUGAAGGAAGGGUCCUUUGAGCAGUUCUGGAAAGAAGUUGUUGAGGACGGGCUCCUCAAAGAUAAUGUCGGACCCUGCAAUUACAUGUGCUAUCGGUUGCUGGGCAGUGCUCUCCCGCUCCUGUCUCUUAGCCAGCUGAAGAUGGUUCUUCAAGGGGAGGUCAUGCGCCACUAUGGGACUCACGUGGUGUCCACUCAACUGCCCGACAGGUUCAGGUUUGCGCCUGAAAUGGAAGCCUACGUCAGUUCAUUCCUGGAGGGAUGUUCCGAUGCUGAGAAACAGUUGGCGGUGAUGGUCAGUUUCUCCACCCUCACCAACCAAGGGAAUCCCAUCAUGCCGACCUUCUGGAAAGUGGUGAGGCACCUCCUUCCUGCAGUCUUGCUGAAAUACAUCAGUUGGCUUAAGGACAUGUUCCUGAACCCAGACUUAGACACCUGUGUGGAUUUUGCCACCAAGCGGCAGAAGCAAAAUGAGAAGAAAAGCCAUGUAGAAAAGAGUGGGCACAAUGUCACACGGCUGAGGAAAUGGAUCAUUGCCCGGCUGGUUGGAAUAGUUGAAAACCCACAAAUAAAGAGAGAAGAAGAGUUUGUGAUGGAUGUUACCAGGUUUUGCUUCUUCCAUGCCUUUUUUGAAACUAAGAAGCCAACCUCAGAGAUCCCUGAGACCAAAGCCGUUCCUUCAGUAUCUUUGAAUGAACCAUCUCGCACGGCAGCUGCAAAUUCAUUUUUCAGCUUGCUCCAGCACUUGAGCUCAAUGCCUGCCCUGGGGGAUUCUGCGAAGGCGGAAGAUAUGAGGAAGAAGCACCUCCACGGCUUGAUGGCUAGCGGGGAUCCUUGGAUUUAUGCCAUUGCCCAGUAUGCCAACGUCCUCCUUUCUUGCCCCAAAUACGUCAAGGUCGUGACACCGUUCAGUAAUGAAGCACAGACUGCUUGGGACCGCAUGCUACAGACAGUGGAAGAUCUGCGGAAGAAAGAGAAAAAAACUCCUGCCCUGAAGACUUCUGCCUUCCAACAUCUUCUGCUGUUAGUGGGCGUACACCUUUUCAAGUUGCCUGCUGAGUGUAUAGACCUUCUGAAUGACCUUCAGAAUUGCACCAAGAGAGCCUUUGGCGAGAAGCCGAAGAAGAAGGAGGCGGCGGCGGCUGCAGGUGGCAAAGAAGAGCCAGAAUGGGUGGAGGUGACAGUGGAAGUCCUUCUGUCCCUUUUAACCCAGUCUAGCGGGCUGAUCCGAAAGGUCUGCAAAAGCGUGUUCGGACUCAUUGCUCAGCACAUGACCAAGGGGGCCCUGCAACUCAUCCUGGAUGUUUUUGACCCACAGCAAGAUCAGGACGAAGAAAGUGCCGUUGUGGUGGUGGAAGAAACACACAAGAAGAAAACUUCGCAGCAGAAGGAUGUGGGAAGAAAUGGAGCUGCUAAGGACAGUUCUGAAUCUUCGUGUGAGGAUGACUCUGACGACGAGAGCGAUGAAGAAGCAGAGAAUGGAAAAACAGACAGCGAAGACGAGAAGGAUGAAGAGAUGGAUGAGAACUUCCGUCAUCAGCUGAUGAACGUUCUGCAGGCUGGGAAUGCGCUGGGUGGAGAUGACAGCGAUGAGGAUGUCGACGACGAGACCAUGAUGUCCCUGGACGAAAACUUGUCAGCUCUCUUUGCCGAGCAACAGAAGCGCAUUCAAGCCAAGAAGGAUGAGAGGGAGAAAAUGCGGAAGGAGAAGAUUUUGCGCAGGGACUUCAAGAUUAAGGUUCUGGAUUUGGUCGAAGUGUUCCUGAUGAAACAGGCAGAGAACCCCCUCGUCUUUGACAUCAUCGACCCGCUACUCUUGGUGAUCGAACAGAGCUUGAGCUCAGAGGCCAGCAAGCAAGAGCAAGAUUAUCUCCGGAAGACGGCCGACAUCUUCACGAAUCAUUUGUGUCGAUCCAAGCAGUACUGCAAAAAUGUGGCCCCCAUCCGGGAGGAACUGCAUGCCCUCCUGGAAAGCCUAGUGAAGCGAGCUUGCAAACAGAGCGACUCCUCAGUGGCCCUUUACUGCUUCAGUGCAUCUUUGUACAUCUUCCGAGUGUUGAGGGGAAAUUUAGCUAUUGAAGCGACCCCGCUGGAAAAGAAGCCAAAAAAUGGCAAAAGGAAGAACACACAAACGUCUCUGCCCUCUGUUGUAGGAAGCCUAGACCUGGAGCGAGUGACCGCCGCAUACAGAGACGCUUUGAACUUGUUUCUGACAAAGCGCAACAGCCCCCUCACAGGAUCCAUGUUUCUCGAUCUUUUUGAACGUCAUCCGAUCAUGUGCAAACAUCUCAUUGACACCGUUGCAAAGUCGAUCACUGCAGGGGCCAGACAACACCAGCAGGCACAGGCCUGCCUGCUUCUCCAGAAAGCCCUGCAGACCCGGCAGUUCAGACUUUCAAUUACGGAACGGGAGUGGGAGGAGCUGAUCAGAGAGAGCACCGAUCAAGUCACCGAGACGUUGAAGAUGGUGAAUGAGUUCAAGGUCAAAGUAGACCAGGAGAAGGUCUUGAAGUGCCUGGAGCUCUUGAACUUUCUCUUGAAAACUGUGACUCAGCAGAAGCUGAAUGUGGAUCUGACGGACUUGCGUGGUGUGCUGCAAGCACUGAGUCAGCACGAGGGAUUUGGGAAAUCCACACGACUUGGAAAUAUCUACUGGAACGUCAUGAUGCUCCUGGGCUUCUCCCGGCCAGCAAAGGAGAAGGUGCCAGACCAGCCAAAGAACCCGAGCGAAGCAGAACCCGUGAAGCGGAAGAAAAAAGGUUUCCUGCCAGCUUCGAAGAAACGCAGCAAUCGCAAAAAGGUUCCUCCCAACCAGCGCCAGGAGAACGGUGCUGAGAGCGGCAGCAAGGAGGCCGUUGCGGACGGUGCAGAGGCUGUUCCUGCCCGGAAGAGGAAGAGGAAGAGAAAGAACAAAAGAAAGAGAGGAGGAGGAGGAGAAAGUCAGAUUCAAGCUCUCGAGCAGCAGGGCUCUCCGGCCAAGAAGUUGAAAUUGCCACCAGGCAGUGCCAAAGAGACUGAUUCAAAGCCUGUCAAUUUGAAGAAGAAAAAGAAAAGAGAGAAAAAAGGCAGAAAGCCAGCUCGUGUAGAUGGGAACUGAUUCACAACUCUGGGGUGGGGGUGGCUUUUAUAAAUGUAUAGAGAGUUAACAUUUUGCACCCUUGUAUUAUUUUAAUAAACUAUCUGCGUUGUUAAUAGCGUA
This is a messenger RNA of Eublepharis macularius, 4015 nucleotides long. It is a transcript of the gene MYBBP1A, whose product is annotated as MYB binding protein 1a. NCBI's taxonomy places the organism in Eukaryota, Metazoa, Chordata, Lepidosauria, Squamata, Eublepharidae. The record is from RefSeq and is a predicted model, not a curated record. Gene Ontology annotation, biological process: regulation of DNA-templated transcription. Gene Ontology annotation, cellular component: nucleolus. Gene Ontology annotation, molecular function: transcription corepressor activity; RNA binding; transcription factor binding. The transcript has 27 exons. Bases 5 to 3913 code for a protein of 1302 amino acids.